UUCUCCUUGGCUCCUCUGGUCGCCACACCUCGCCUUCGCUGGAGACCACGGCCGUGGGCAGCCCCCUGCAGCCACGCUUCACAAGGCUCAGCAAGCAAACAGGCAUCACUCCUCAGGUGUCUGUCUCUCUCUUUUGGUAGCUCCUGUCAAAACCCGCCUACCCUUCUGCUAACCCCUGGGUUUCGCGGAGGUGGGAAGUCUACCUGAGGCCGCCAUUCCCGGGACCCUGCCGCACCUGGGAGGCUGCGUGGGGCUGGGGCACCCAGAGGAGGCGGCUUCCGCCUGGAGGCAGCCAUGCGGUGUCCCUCUCGCUGAGGAGGAGGGGCCCACCCAACCAGGGCCCUCUCUGGACAGGGUGAUGACAACAUCAGAGGACCUGAGCCCAGCCCAGCCUGGCGGAACAAGUGAGCUAAGGGUGAUGUUGGACUCAGUGACACACAGUACCUUCCUGCCCAACACGUCCUUCUGCGACCCCCUGAUGUCGUGGACUGAUCUGUUCAGCAAUGAAGAGUAUUAUCCUGCCUUUGAGCAUCAGACAGCCUGCGACUCCUACUGGACGUCCGUCCACCCCGAGUACUGGACCAAGCGCCACGUCUGGGAAUGGCUCCAGUUCUGCUGUGACCAGUACAAGCUGGAUGCCAACUGCAUUUCCUUCUGCCACUUCAACAUCAGCGGCCUGCAGCUGUGCAGCAUGACUCAGGAGGAGUUCACCGAGGCGGCCGGCCUCUGUGGGGAGUACCUCUACUUCAUCCUCCAGAACAUCCGCUCGCAAGGUUACUCCUUCUUUAAUGACACAGAAGAGACCAAGGCUGCCAUCAAAGACUAUGCCGAUUCCAACUGUUUGAAAACCAGUGGCACCAAAAGUCAAGACUGUCACAGUCAUAGUCGAACGAGCCUCCAAAGUUCUCAUCUAUGGGAAUUUGUGCGAGACCUGCUUCUAUCUCCUGAAGAAAACUGUGGCAUUCUGGAAUGGGAAGAUAGGGAACAAGGUACUACUACAAAACGGGAAUUCUGGAACGAGUCGACCGGAGGCUAGUGUACAAAUUUGGCAAAAAUGCACACGGGUGGCAGGAAGACAAGCUAUGAUCUGCUCGGUUUUACGGAUCUCUGUCUUCUAAAACAAUCGGAUCACCAGAGACCAUUGCAAAGUCUUUUUGUUGUUGUCAACCUGCAAAUGUGCUGAUAAAAUUUCUCCACCUGUCAGCUUACAUCUGGAUUCAGAGUUGUUGUCACCUGCGUGGGGACAGCGGCAGCAGCUCUUAAGAAAUUCCUUUUUUUUUGCCUUACCCAAGGGGGAGGAGGGGGUGAUCUUUCGCAGUACCUUGAUGAAACAUUACUUCCCGAAUCAAGAGUUGCAGACACACAAUAGCCCAUGCUAUUGGUGCUGCUCGGAGGAAAGGAUCCAGUUCUGCCACUGGAGACUCGUCCGGUGCUCCCGUUCGAAAGGCUCAGAAGUUUUCACAUUUUUAACCGUGGCAGCUCACAAAGGAAAAGCAGUUAGUAUAGUGGGAGGGGGUGAGACGUGGGGGAGACAAACAUACUGUAGAUUUUAAGUCGUUCACGUCAAAUGCCAUAGAAAAGUUUCUUAAUUAAUAAAGGAGCUAAUCCAUCAAGCUGGGACGUGACUGGAUUUAGCAUGGGUUAAUAGUAAGUUUCUGAACCAGAGCAUCUCUCGGGCCGCUCAGCAAAACUCCCAUGGCCAUCUUUCUAGAGCAACACCCUUAAAAUUAGGCACAUUAUUUACUCCUGCUGAGUUUAUUCCCCUUCUUCCCCUCCUGGCGGGGGGCAGCCAAGUUAAUCAACAGAUACUUGUACCGAUUUCCCAAUCACCGCUGUUUCUGAUUCCAGCUGUCAGUGCCACAAAAUUGUAACUCGUCGAUUCCGUCAGUGGCCAAGGCGUUAAACCUUUAUAGACCCGGCAGUGCCCUGACCACUCUGUAAUGGCCGAUUAAAUGUAUAAGCCUCUUUUGUUUUGUCUUCCUGACAUGUACUCAAGCUCUAAAACACAUUUCCUUGACAAAAGUAGCGAGAGUGAAUUUAUACCAGUAAAUGUUCACAGGUUUGAGUCUGCACUGACAUCUUCUCAUUACUCACGGGGCGAGGGGGGAGGGUGGGGGGGAACCGUUAGUGAC
Messenger RNA from Acinonyx jubatus (cheetah), 2132 nucleotides. It is a transcript of the gene ELF5, whose product is annotated as E74 like ETS transcription factor 5. Gene Ontology annotation, molecular function: DNA-binding transcription factor activity, RNA polymerase II-specific; sequence-specific DNA binding. NCBI's taxonomy places the organism in Eukaryota, Metazoa, Chordata, Mammalia, Carnivora, Felidae. Gene Ontology annotation, cellular component: nucleus. The record is from RefSeq and is a predicted model, not a curated record. The coding region runs from base 359 to 1036 and encodes 225 amino acids. Gene Ontology annotation, biological process: cell differentiation; regulation of transcription by RNA polymerase II. The transcript is spliced from 7 exons.